Phyllostomus hastatus (greater spear-nosed bat) is the source of this 1783-nucleotide messenger RNA. Its product is annotated as pancreatic alpha-amylase. The record is from RefSeq and is a predicted model, not a curated record. The transcript has 11 exons. Gene Ontology annotation, molecular function: alpha-amylase activity; cation binding. Lineage: Eukaryota; Metazoa; Chordata; Mammalia; Chiroptera; Phyllostomidae. Bases 209 to 1759 code for a protein of 516 amino acids. Gene Ontology annotation, biological process: carbohydrate metabolic process.
GACACCUGCUGGAAGGGAGGGGAUUACAGGGAGUCUAUGAAGUCCUACAUUCAGCUUUUCUCCCCCCCUAACUGAAAGAGAAAGAACGCGUUUUAAAACUUUAUCAUUGAAAAAGACUGAACUGAAGGUUUGAGAGAUUGCUGAUUGAAAGAAGUUGAGGUGGAACAUAAAUAGCCGCUGGAAAGAACUCCGACAGCCACACAGCAAGAUGAAGCUCUUGCUCUUGCUCUCGGCCAUUGGGCUGUGUGGGGCUCAGUACGCCCCACACACCAAGCCAGGACGGACCUCCAUUGUUCAUCUGUUCGAGUGGCGCUGGGCUGACAUCGCCCUUGAGUGUGAGCGGUACUUGGCUCCCAGAGGAUUUGGAGGGGUUCAGAUCUCUCCACCCAAUGAAAAUGUUGUCAUUAAUCAACCUUCAAGACCGUGGUGGGAAAGGUACCAACCAAUCAGCUACAAGUUAUGUACGAGAUCAGGAAACGAAGAUGAAUUCAGGGACAUGGUGACUCGAUGUAACAACGUUGGUGUCCAUAUCUACGUGGACGCCGUGAUCAAUCACAUGUGUGGGAAUGCCGUGGGUGCGGGAACCAGCAGCACCUGUGGGAGCUACUUCAACCCUGGAACCAGGGACUUCCCCGCCGUCCCCUUCUCCGGGUGGGACUUCAACGAUGGCAAGUGCAAAACCGGCAGUGGAGACAUCGAGAACUACAAUGAUCCCUACCAGGUCAGAGACUGUCGUCUGGUUGGUCUCCUUGACCUGGCGCUGGAGAAAGACUAUGUGCGCUCCAAGGUGGCCGAGUACCUCAACCACCUCAUUGACAUCGGCGUGGCAGGGUUCAGGAUCGACGCUUCCAAGCACAUGUGGCCCGGAGACAUGAAGGCCGUCCUGGAUCGGCUGCACCACCUGAACACAACCUGGUUCCCCGAAGGCAGCAAACCCUUCAUUUACCAGGAGGUCAUCGACCUGGGUGGCGAGUCGAUCAAAAGCAACGAGUACUUUGGCAAUGGCCGUGUGACAGAAUUCAAGUAUGGCGCCAAACUAGGCACAGUUCUGCGCAAGUGGAACGGGGAGAAGAUGGCCUACCUGCGGAACUGGGGAGAGGGCUGGGGCUUCAUGCCCUCCGACCGGGCGCUCGUCUUCGUGGACAACCACGACAACCAGCGGGGCCACGGGGCCGGAGGGGCGUCCAUCCUCACCUUCUGGGACUCCAGACUGUACAAAAUGGGCGUGGGAUUCAUGCUCGCCCACCCCUACGGAUUCACACGAGUGAUGUCGAGCUUCCGCUGGCCCAGGUAUUUUGAGAACGGAAAAGAUAUUAAUGAUUGGGUCGGCCCACCAAAUAAUAAUGGAGUAAUUAAAGAAGUGACUAUUAACCCGGACACUACCUGUGGCAACGACUGGGUCUGUGAGCACCGCUGGCGUCAAAUCAGGAACAUGGUCAUGUUCCGUAAUGUCGUUGAUGGCCAGCCCUUUACAAACUGGUGGGACAAUGGCAGCAACCAAGUAGCCUUUGGAAGAGGCAACAGAGGGUUCAUUGUCUUUAACAAUGACGACUGGCCAUUAUCUCUGACUUUGCAAACGGGCCUUCCGGCUGGCACGUACUGUGACGUUAUUUCUGGAGAUAAAAUCGCCGACGACCAGUGCACGGGAAUUAAAGUCUACGUUUCUCAGGAUGGCAAUGCCCACUUUUCUAUCAGCAACUCUGCCGAAGAUCCAUUCAUCGCAAUUCAUGCUGAAUCCAAGUUAUACAAUUUGAAUUAAACACCUGUGUACCCAGAGGCAUAA